This is a messenger RNA of Penicillium atrosanguineum, 213 nucleotides long. Its product is annotated as BIG/ATPase V1 complex subunit S1. Bases 1 to 213 code for a protein of 70 amino acids. NCBI's taxonomy places the organism in Eukaryota, Fungi, Ascomycota, Eurotiomycetes, Eurotiales, Aspergillaceae. The record is from RefSeq and is a predicted model, not a curated record. The transcript has a single exon.
AUGAAGAUGGCCAAGCAAUACAUCCGGCCCGAUCUUCAGUGGGAAACAUUCGAGCUGAAGGAGAUGCUAGCGACUCUAAAGGCUCCGCGUGCAAUUUGCAUCUUAGAUGCAACAAAACUGCAGACAAAACUGCGAGAGUACGGGUACGAGGUCAAGGAGCGUCGCGAGGCGCUCGAAGAGAUCUUCCAAAUCAUGGCAAAGAGAGGGCUAUAG